Bubalus bubalis (water buffalo) is the source of this 2450-nucleotide messenger RNA. It is a transcript of the gene NOTUM, whose product is annotated as notum, palmitoleoyl-protein carboxylesterase. The record is from RefSeq and is a predicted model, not a curated record. The transcript has 11 exons. Gene Ontology annotation, molecular function: hydrolase activity. The coding region runs from base 460 to 1962 and encodes 500 amino acids. Lineage: Eukaryota; Metazoa; Chordata; Mammalia; Artiodactyla; Bovidae.
CCCCUCCGUCAGGCUUGCGGUUUGGGAAGAAAAGGCGAUGCCUCCGCCAAGAAAAGAGCGAGCGCGGCCCCCUCCCCCUCCGCCGAGCCCGGGCGGCGGCGGCGGCGGCACAUCUAACGCGCGGGCACCCGGGCCGCCGCGGCCCCCGCAAACUACGCCCAGGCUCGGCCCCCGCCGCUCAUUGGCGCGGGCCGGAGCCAGCGCACCCAGACCCUGCGCUGCCCUCGGCCGGCCGCGCGCGGAGUCCCAGCUGCCCAGGCCGACGGCGCCCGGCCCCGAGAGCCUCGACGCCGAGCCGCCCGCGCCUCCUCGGCCGGGCCCAACGCGGGGAGCGGGGCGAGCGAGCAGGCGCGGCUGGCGCGCCGCGGCCCGGGCGCCCCCGGCCUGGCGCCCUCGCCACCGCGCCGCCUCAACGCCUCCUGCUCUCCGCAGGUGGCCGCGGGCCCGAGCGGUGCGGCCAUGGGCCGAGGGGUGCGCGUGCUUCUGCUGCUGGGCCUUCUGCACUGGGCCGGGGGCGGCGAGGGCAGGAAGACCUGGCGGCGCCGAGGUCAGCAGCCACCCCCGCCGCCGCCCCCGCCGCGGGCCGAGGUGGCCCCGGCAGCCGGGCAACCGGUGGAGAGCUUCCCUCUGGACUUCACGGCCGUGGAGGGCAACAUGGACAGCUUCAUGGCACAGGUCAAGAGCCUGGCGCAGUCCCUGUACCCCUGCUCGGCGCAGCAGCUCAACGAAGACCUGCGCCUGCACCUCCUGCUCAACACGUCGGUGACCUGCAACGAUGGCAGCCCGGCCGGCUACUACCUGAAGGAAUCCAAGGGCAGCCGGCGAUGGCUACUCUUUCUGGAAGGAGGCUGGUACUGCUUCAACCGGGAGAACUGCGACUCCCGAUAUGACACCAUGCGGCGCCUCAUGAGCUCCAAGGACUGGCCCCGGACUCGCACAGGCACAGGGAUCCUGUCCUCCCAGCCAGAGGAGAACCCCCACUGGUGGAACGCCAACAUGGUCUUCAUCCCCUACUGCUCCAGCGAUGUGUGGAGUGGGGCUUCAUCCAAGUCUGAGAAGAACCCUCCAGAUACCCAGCUAUACCUGACCUCCUUCCAACCUGGGGAUGGGAGGACUGGCUGUCCAGGCCACCACUUGAAGCCAGCUCUCCUUCUCUGUGCAGAUGAUGCGGGGGGCACGGGGGUGCUGCUGAACGUGGACCGCGUGGCCGAGCAGCUGGAGGAGCUGGGCUAUCCAGCCAUCCAGGUGCGGGGCCUGGCUGACUCCGGCUGGUUCCUGGACAACAAGCAGUACCGCCGCACAGACUGCAUCGACACCAUCACCUGCGCGCCCACAGAGGCCAUCCGCCGGGGCAUCAGGUACUGGAACGGGGUGGUCCCGGAGCGCUGUCGGCGCCAGUUCAAGGAGGGCGAGGAAUGGAACUGCUUCUUUGGCUACAAAGUCUACCCAACUCUGCGCUGCCCGGUGUUCGUGGUGCAGUGGCUGUUUGACGAGGCCCAGCUGACUGUGGACAAUGUGCACCUCACGGGGCAGCCGGUGCAGGAGGGCCAAUGGCUGUACAUCCAGAACCUGGGCCGUGAGCUGCGGAACACACUCAAGGAUGUGCCGGCCAGCUUUGCCCCCGCCUGCCUCUCUCACGAGAUCAUCAUCCGAAGCCACUGGACAGACGUCCAGGUGAAGGGGACCUCGCUGCCCCGAGCGCUGCACUGCUGGGACCGAAGCCUCCACGACAGCCACAAGGCCAACAAAGCCCCCCUGAAGGGCUGCCCCAUCCACCUGGUGGACAGCUGCCCCUGGCCCCACUGCAACCCCUCAUGCCCCACCAUCCGGGACCAGUUCACGGGGCAGGAGAUGAAUGUGGCCCAGUUCCUGAUGCACAUGGGCUUCGACGUGCAGACGGUAGCACAGCAGCAGGGCCUGGAGCCCAGUAAACUGCUGGGGAUGCUGAGCAGUGGAAGCUAGGGCCCUUCACCCUGGCCAUCUCCCCUCCAGGCCCUCCUGCCCUCCUAGGACCGCAGGGCCCCUGCCAUCCCCACCCUGGGUCUGGAUACCCUCCCUUGGCAACCUUCACUGUCUCUCUCCUACUGCCUCUGAGGGGCCCCAGCCAGAGAUGGUGGACCUGCCAUCAGCCUGGCUGUGGUCCUUGGCCCCCUCCUGCCCCUCCCUCCUGACACCCCCCCCAUCCCCAUCGCCUCAUUCCUAACCGCCCCAUACUCCCUCCACCUCCAACCCACGGUAGGGAGCCAGAAGCACUGGAUUCCUCAGCCUCCAGCCCAGAAGGCAUACUCCCCCAGCCCAGUCCCCCAGCCUCUCCUGCCCUUUUGUAUUAUUUUAUAAAGUGACUUUUUUAUUAAUUUUUUAAAAAAAGAAAAAUAAGCAAGAAAUAUAUAGUGAAUGAUAUUGUUUUGUAACAUAUUUUUUUUAAAUAAUGAAGAAAAGAUAACAAAAGA